AUAUACUGUGUAAACGUUUACGUGAAAAACCAAGUAACAAUAAAAACAAAUAAAUAAUUGAUUAGAUUUUAAAAGUGUUAAAUAAUUAUAUCAAUUCAAGAUGACAAUGGCAAUGCUCCAAAGACGGGCAAAUGUCCGACUUCCUCCAGAAGUAAAUCGUGUUUUAUACAUAAGAAAUUUACCAUACAAAAUAACAGCUGAAGAGAUGUAUGAUAUUUUUGGUAAAUAUGGUGCAAUCAGACAAAUCAGAGUUGGAAACACAGCAGAAACAAGGGGCACAGCAUUUGUCGUCUACGAGGAUAUAUUUGAUGCUAAAAAUGCAUGUGAUCAUCUUAGUGGUUUCAAUGUAUGCAACAGAUAUUUAGUUGUUCUUUAUUACCAAAGCACAAAGGCAUUUAAACGUGUUGAUAUUGACAAGAAGAUUGAAGAAAUUGAUAAUUUAAAAGCAAAAUAUAAUUUAAAUGAUGAUAAAUAAUUUAAUUUAACUGUAUUU
Aphidius gifuensis is the source of this 493-nucleotide messenger RNA. RefSeq names its product splicing factor 3B subunit 6 (gene Sf3b6). Gene Ontology annotation, cellular component: ribonucleoprotein complex; cytoplasm; nucleus. The record is from RefSeq and is a predicted model, not a curated record. Gene Ontology annotation, molecular function: mRNA binding. The transcript has 3 exons. The coding region runs from base 101 to 475 and encodes 124 amino acids. Lineage: Eukaryota; Metazoa; Arthropoda; Insecta; Hymenoptera; Braconidae.